AUGGAAGAGCGCACCCACAGCCCGGAUGAAGAAUUGAGGCAGCUUCGACAGCAGCGGUUCAGCAAGGUCAUCCCUCGGAUUCUCAGACCACUGAAAACGCAAGGGAGAUCUCUGCAGCCGGUUCUUGUCCACGGGGAUCUGUGGGAAGGGAACGUUGCCAUCGACAAGACCACCGGGCGGCCUGUCAUUUUCGACGCAUGCCCUUGCUAUGCGCAUAACGAAUACGAACUCGCUCCUUGGUGGGUGCCUCGUCAUAAGAUCGCUCGCGAUUAUGUCAACAAAUAUGCUCAGCUUAGAAAGCCCUCCGAGCCGGCUGAAGAUUUCGAAGAUCACGGACUGGUGUAUUGCCUGUUUGAGGCCUUUGUGUCGUCGCUUCACCCCAACUAUCUGGAGUUCCGCAAAAUCAACUUGUCGACAAACAUCCUGGAGGCUAUGAGCAGUAUCGAAUCGAGCAAGGGCUUGAACCACUCUCAGCAUGAAGGAUUCUUCUUGGAUUCACACGAACACGCCGGAAUUGUUUCUUCUCAACGGCCCGGCAACAUGAGAAGCGUCACAACCACUCAGCUUCCCGGUUAUAAUCUGUGGUCCUACUCCAUCAUUCAAAAACUUCAGGGGCUGAUUAUCGCUACCAUUGCCAUUAAGUUCAUGCGAACAGCGGGUGACUCCCGAUCGAUACACACUGAGAUUUCCUUGCUCUUCCCACUCAAGCCAGCAAAGCCUUUGUAUGUACCGAUCCACCAGCCAGGUAACGGUAAUCCAAAGUCAGCCUCCAUGCAAUUCCACAUCAUACGAUUGGAGCAGGCUGUACUUGUGGGCAAGGCCGCAAGUGAUCACUCCAAGUACCAGGGCGACAGAAAAGGUGUUGCCUGGCGGUAA
This is a messenger RNA of Pyricularia oryzae 70-15, 876 nucleotides long. RefSeq lists its product as uncharacterized. NCBI's taxonomy places the organism in Eukaryota, Fungi, Ascomycota, Sordariomycetes, Magnaporthales, Pyriculariaceae. The coding region runs from base 1 to 876 and encodes 291 amino acids. The record is from RefSeq and is a predicted model, not a curated record. The transcript is spliced from 8 exons.